AUGGUUGGUGCCCGUGUGGAUUCAUGGCGCGAACCGUGGGGGCGGAACCAGGGUCAGCAAAAUAGACCACGAUCCGUGAGCCCAGCUGCACCUGCAGGGCAGAAACCAUUGAUGCGGCUGUUGUCAUUUGCAAAAGAGCAAGAAAACAUGUGGGCGCAACUCAUCACCAGUUCUUGUGCUUUAGAAGGGCAAUUGCGCGCGCUUCGAGCAGAGCAUGAGGUGCUCAAGUUGGAAUCACAGGCAUUGCGUCGGUGCCUGCAUCGAGCCGUUUGCCUGCAGCAUCCAGCUUUUGGUGUCUUCGUUCUGAUCAGCUGUGGGUAUUACGUUCGAGAGCUUUGA
Messenger RNA from Durusdinium trenchii, 339 nucleotides. The record is from the annotation of a GenBank genome assembly. NCBI's taxonomy places the organism in Eukaryota, Dinophyceae, Suessiales, Symbiodiniaceae.